GGUUGCGUGUUUGGUUAACGUGUUGUCCGAGUGGAGAUGGCUUCGUUGGGGCUGCGUAUGGGUUGUGCAUUUCGGAUUAUUACCCCGUUAUGUUUAAAGCGUGUUCAAAACGGCUUAACUCACCAUAACUUACACUGUUCCGCGCGAAGGCACCUCUCCGUUUCAUCCCGUCGUCUAGCUGAGCUCAAGUACACGGAGCAGCACGAGUGGGUGCGCAUGGAGGGCGGUGUCGGCACCGUCGGCAUCACCGCCAAGCCGCCCUGCGCGCCGGCUCUGCCGAGCCGGGACCAUGAGGUGGAUCAGGGCGACGAGUGCGGAUCGGUGGAGAGCGUCAAGGCUGUGAGCGACAUCUACGCGCCCGUCUCGGGCAAGCUGGUGGAACGGAACGCCGAUCUGACCGAGACGCCCGACCUGGUCAACAAGGACCCGUACGGCGAGAAAGCUUAG
Messenger RNA from Pollicipes pollicipes, 447 nucleotides. RefSeq names its product glycine cleavage system H protein-like. The record is from RefSeq and is a predicted model, not a curated record. Lineage: Eukaryota; Metazoa; Arthropoda; Thecostraca; Pollicipedomorpha; Pollicipedidae. Gene Ontology annotation, biological process: glycine decarboxylation via glycine cleavage system; protein lipoylation. The coding region runs from base 37 to 447 and encodes 136 amino acids. The transcript has 6 exons. Gene Ontology annotation, cellular component: glycine cleavage complex; cytoplasm.